Benincasa hispida (wax gourd) is the source of this 1997-nucleotide messenger RNA. RefSeq names its product synaptotagmin-1-like. Gene Ontology annotation, cellular component: endoplasmic reticulum. NCBI's taxonomy places the organism in Eukaryota, Viridiplantae, Streptophyta, Magnoliopsida, Cucurbitales, Cucurbitaceae. The record is from RefSeq and is a predicted model, not a curated record. Gene Ontology annotation, molecular function: lipid binding.
CGUUUUUUCGGUGGAUUAGCAAAUAAGAAAAGAAUUUUCCUUUUUCCUAACUUCAAAAAACUUCACAAUCAAAGUAAGUACAAUUUAAAAAAAGAAAAAAAAAAAAAAACCUUCGCCGGCGAGAGGACGUCGGAAGUGGGGUGUUCCCGAAAUUUCCGGCACCGACACGGCGGUUUGCGGCCAAAAGGGCGGUUUUUGAUGGGUUUUUUGAAUGCCCUUUGGAGCACUUGUGGAUUCUUUGUGGGAAUUUCAGUCGGUUUGAUCGCUGGAUAUUUCUUCUUUAUAUACUUCAAACCAAGUGAUGUGAAGAAUCCUGAGAUUAAGCCGUUGACUGAUCUCGACCCUGAAACUAUACAACGAAUGCUCCUCGAGAUGCCACUUUGGGUGAAAAAUCCUGAUUAUGAUCGUAUGGAUUGGCUAAAUAUGUUUAUUGAAUAUAUGUGGCCUUAUAUUGAUAAGGCAAUUGCCAAGACAGUAAGAAAUGUUGUUAAGCCUAUAAUUGCUGAGGAAAUUCCCAAGUAUAAGAUCCAUUCCGUUGAAAUCCAAGAGCUCACGCUCGGGUCGCUCUCGCCUACUCUUCAAGGUAUGAAAGUCUAUGAGAUGCAUGAAAAGGAGUUGAUAUUGGAACCUGCAAUUAAAUGGGCAGGAAAUCCCAAUAUCAUGGUUGCAAUUAGAACCUUUGGAUUAAAAGCCACUGUUCAGAUGGUGGAUCUGCAAGUUUUCACCGUGCCGCGGAUUAUCUUGAAGCCACUGGUUCCAAGUUUUCCUUGUUUUGCAAACAUUUCUGUCUCUCUUAUGGAAAAGCCACACAUUGAUUUUGGACUAAAGCUCAUGGGGAUAGACCUUAUGUCAAUACCCGGUCUUUAUAUGUUUGUCCAGGAGCGCAUAAAAGAUCAGAUAGCAAGUAUGUAUCUAUGGCCAAAGACUCUAAAAAUACAAAUUCUUGACUCGGCCAAAGCCUAUAAGAAGCCUGUGGGAAUUCUUCAUGUGAAAGUUGUGAAGGCAAUGAACCUUAGAAAAAAAGAUCUUUUAGGUGCAUCAGAUCCAUAUCUGAAACUAAAGCUCACCGACGACAAGUUACCUUCGAAGAAGACGUCCGUGAAGCACAAUAAUUUGAACCCCACAUGGAAUGAGGAGUUCAAGUUAGUCGUUAGAGAUCCUCAAUCCCAAGCCUUAGAGAUCCAUGUUUAUGAUUGGGAGAAGAUUGGGAAGCAUGACAAGAUGGGCAUAAAUGUUGUACCUCUGAAAGAUCUUCCUCCUGAUGAGGUGAAAAUCUUGACUCUUGACCUUAGAAAGAACAUUGAUUCAGAUGGGGUCGAAAACGAGAAGCAUCGCGGUCAGGUUGUAGUUGAACUUAAAUACAAACCAUUUAAAGAGGAGGAGAUAGCGAAAGGUUUUGAGGAAAAGCACGCAGUACCAAAAGCUCCCGAUGGAACACCAGCCGGUGGCGGUUUGCUGGUGGUCAUAAUUCAUGAAGCUGAAGAUGUUGAAGGAAAACAUCAUACCAAUCCAUUUGUAAGGAUUUACUUCAGAGGGGAUAAGAAAAAAACUAAGCGGGUGAAGAAGAAUCGAGAUCCAAGAUGGGAGGAGGAGUUCCAUUUUUCACUAGACGAACCUCCAACGAAAGACAAAUUACAUAUAGAAGUUAUAAGUAGUUCUUCAAAAAUAGGUUUGCUGCAUCCAAAGGAAUGUCUUGGCUAUGUGGAUAUCAGCCUAUCAGAUGUGGUGGCCAACAAAAGGAUUAAUGAGAAAUACCAUCUCAUAGACUCAAAGAAUGGACUCAUCCAUGUUGAACUUCAAUGGAGAACUUCCUCAUAGAACACUUCUCUCGUGUUCGCAUUCAUUUAUUUGUUUUUUGAGCUGUAAAUUUUGGGCAUGUUUCGUGUAACUUUGUGUUUUUAUAAUAUGCUCUUAAGUACCAACAUUAACAAUGUAAGAAGGAAAGAAGGAAAUAAUGUUUGUGAUGCAUGCUAGUAGCAGGUCUGAUUGCAUGGAAA